This is a messenger RNA of Rosa rugosa (rugosa rose), 4116 nucleotides long. Its product is annotated as probable leucine-rich repeat receptor-like serine/threonine-protein kinase At3g14840. The coding region runs from base 120 to 3167 and encodes 1015 amino acids. Gene Ontology annotation, molecular function: protein binding; protein kinase activity; ATP binding. Gene Ontology annotation, biological process: protein phosphorylation. The record is from RefSeq and is a predicted model, not a curated record. The transcript is spliced from 24 exons. NCBI's taxonomy places the organism in Eukaryota, Viridiplantae, Streptophyta, Magnoliopsida, Rosales, Rosaceae.
CUUUAAAAACCGACGAGCUAGCUAGCAAAAAGCUAUCGUUCAUCAAGCAGGAAUAUUAGUAUCUGGGCGCAGGCUAGCUAGGUUAGUCGGAUUAAGUCGACGUACUAAGAUCGAAGAAAAUGAAGAUGGCAAUUAGACUUGGAGUUAGAGUUUGGAAAACCAUCAUGGUCCUCAACUUGGUGGUGAUACUAGUUCACUGCAGUUUUGGAUUAGUCGAAAUUGAAGCUCUUUCGACUCGUCUCCCUGAUACUGAAGUGCAAGCCCUCCGAGAAAUUGCUACACAAAUAGGAAAAGACUGGAACUUCAGGGUAGACCCGUGCAGAGGCUGGACUACCCCAAAUUCUACUGACAAUGAAUUCAAAAACAUUCUCAAGUGCAACUGCUCCUUCCCUGAUGGCCCAUGUCACGUCACCAACAUUAUUCUUAAAGGCCAAGAUCUUGCUGGUGUACUUCCACCAUCUAUUGCAAAGUUACCAUAUCUUACAGAAAUCAAUUUCGCAAAGAACUUCCUCAGUGGAAAUAUACCGAGUCAAUGGGCUUCUACAAAGUUGGAAUAUAUGUCUCUCGGUGUGAACAACUUAUCCGGACCAAUCCCUGCCUUCCUAGGAAAAAUUACCACUCUAACAAACUUGAUUCUAGAGACAAACAUGUUUUCCGGAACUGUUCCUCCUGAGCUUGGCAAUUUGGUUAACUUGCAGAGACUCAUUAUUAGUGCAAACAAUCUCACAGGAGUGUUACCAGCGAAUCUCACUAACCUGAACAAACUAACAGAAUUGGGGAUUAGCAGUAACAACUUCACUGGAAGAAUUCCAGACUUUUUCCGAAGUUGGAGUCAACUUAUAAAAUUAGAGAUCCAAGCUAGUGGUCUAGAAGGCCCCAUUCCGUCUAGCAUUUCUGUCUUGAGUAAUCUAACAGAACUAAGGAUCAGUGACUUAAAUGGAGGGGGUUCAGUAUUUCCAAACUUGACUAAUAUGAAAAGCAUGAAAAGAUUAAUGCUGAGGAGCUGCGGUUUAUCAGGACCUAUUCCUGAUUUAAAAGCAAUGGCAGGAUUGAAGGAAUUAGAUCUCAGCUUCAACAAAUUGGAAGGAAGGUUCCCUGAUCUUGAAGCUAUGGCUCUGGAUCCGGACGAUUUGCAGUACAUGUAUCUGACAAGCAACUUGCUCAAUGACUCUAUUCCAAAUUGGCUUAAGAGCAAAGAUAACCGCUACCAGAUAGAUGUUUCUUACAAUAAUUUUUCCAAGGACUCUGAGCCAUCUACAUGUAGCGAAUACCUGAACGUUUUCAAAGGCUCUUCUGCACCAAACAUCAACUCAUUAUCUGGAGCGUGCCUGGAGAAAUAUCCAUGUACAACAGUUCAGUACUCAUUGCAUAUAAAUUGCGGUGGAGGAGCGACCACCAUUGGAGAAGUCAAUUUUGAAGAUGAUACAGAUCUUGGAGGUGGAGCAAAAUUUGUUCCAAGAUCUAACUGGGGAACCAGUAGCACUGGAGUUUUCUGGGAUACUAAUGUCACCUCUUAUGACUACAUAGCAAAUAAUGUAUCGAUACUUGGAAUGGAAAACUCUCAGUUGUACACUCAUGCUCGCCUCAGUCCUCUUUCUCUCACAUAUUAUGCAAACUGCUUAGGAGAUGGAAAUUAUACUGUCAAACUUCACUUUGCGGAGAUAAUAAUCCGAGGCAAUAGAUCUUUUCGGAGUGUUGGAAGACGGAUAUUUGAUGUCUAUAUCCAGGAGAAACUUGUAUGGAAGGAUUUUGACAUCGUAAAGGAAGCACCAGGGGUUGAUAAGGUAGUCAUUAAGGUAACAAAUGCAGUUCAAGUUACAAACAAAACUCUAGAGAUUCGGUUUCAUUGGUCUGGGAAAGGCACAACAGCAUCCCCUAGACGAGGAGUCUAUGGUCCCCUUAUAUCAGCCAUUUCUAUAGAGCCUGAGUUCAAGCAUUCCAAAACAAAUAUGUAUAUUGUGGUUGGAGUUUCAGUUGGAGCUUCAGUUUUGUGCCUGUUCUUCUUAAUUUUUGGCAUUCUUUGGUGGAAAGGCUGUCUGGUGGAUAGUCAGACAUCAAGGGAAGAAGUUCUGAGAGGACUAGAUCUGCGGACUGGAUUUUUCACCCUGAGGCAAAUUAAAGCUGCUACUAAUAACUUUGAUCCUUUAAACAAAAUUGGGGAAGGUGGUUUUGGUCCCGUAUACAAGGGUACACUAUUGGAUGGUACUAUAAUUGCAGUUAAGCAACUAUCUUCAAAAUCAAAGCAGGGAAAUCGUGAAUUUGUGAACGAAAUAGGCAUGAUCUCUUGUUUGCAGCAUCCAAAUCUGGUUAAAAUGUAUGGAUGUUGUAUUGAAGCAAACCAGUUAUUGUUGGUGUAUGAGUACCUGGAGAACAAUAGCCUUGCUCGCGCUUUGUACGGUCCAGAGGAUGAUCUUUUAAACUUGGACUGGCCUACAAGGCAGAAAAUAUGCCUAGGCAUAGCAAAAGGUCUGGCUUAUUUGCAUGAGGAAUCGUCAGUGAAGGUUGUACAUAGAGACAUCAAAACUACGAAUGUGUUACUGGACCAACACCUCAAUGCUAAGAUCUCGGACUUUGGUUUGGCCAAGCUUGACGAAGAGGAGAAAACUCAUAUUAGCACCAAGGUUGCUGGAACUAUAGGAUAUAUGGCACCGGAAUAUGCUCUAUGGGGUUGUUUGACCUUUAAAGCAGAUGUCUACAGUUUUGGAGUUGUUGCAUUAGAAACUGUUGCAGGAAAGAACAACAUGAAAUAUCGACCCAAUGAGAACAUUCAAUGUCUUAUGGAUUGUGCCCUUGUUUUGCAACAAAGAGGGAACUUACUGGAGCUGGUGGAUCCGAGGUUGGGGUCCGAUUUCAGUAAGAAAGAGGCGAUUAGAACGAUCAAAGUAGCUCUACUGUGCGCCAAUCCAACAGCUGCACUUAGGCCCAUCAUGUCUGCAGUAGUGAGUAUGCUUGAAGGGCGGACCCCCGUGGAUGAAGUGGUUCUGGAUCCAAGUAUCCAUGGUGAUGAAAUGACGAGGUUAAGAGCCUUCGAAGAGCAGUUUGAUCACAGUACUGCACAAGGGAGCUCCCCAAGUGGAAGUCAUAGCCUCAUUCGUUCAUCAGAUGCACCAUGGACUGGUUCUUCUGUUACUACUACGUCUUCAGAUCUCUAUAAAUGUAGUCUUUAAUUAGUUCAUAGCAAUGCGAAUUUAGUGUCACUCCAGAACAAAUAGUUAUCUCUUGACAAUGUUUAGACAUACUAUUUAGUAGCUAGUAGCAAUUAAUUAUUUCUGCAUAUCUAUAACCGACUGACAGUGUCUCAAGGGCUACUCUAGAAUGCAAGCUUAGGACAAUUCAGACGAAGAAGGUUGAAAUGAAAGAAAAGUUCCCAUGCAUGGAUUGAAUGGAAAACUGAAAGACACAACAAAAAGAAAAGUCCAUGAUGUCAAGAUUUCAGUUUCCAUAAUAAUAGUAGUGUUGGCCCAACAAGCAGACUUGCAUGUGAGAUGUUUGGAAAUUAACCAUUCAUGGAUAUGUACGUUAUGUCAUAUACAUCAUAAUUCUGAUUAGGCUGCCUCCAUUGUUAAGAUUAUUGUAGGAAUUUCCCUUCCUCUUGUUCAAAUUUGAGAUGAGUUUAGUUUGGGCCAUUUAACAGACGGUAAAGAUUUUCAUUACGUCUGCUAUUUGGAUUCAAUGUGAACUCAAGCGUAAAGUCCCAAGUAACAAGAAUCUGUUGAGGUGAUGAGUGGUGAUCGAUGAUAGUAGAAAUGCCAGUGCUGAGAGCAAAACAGCAGAAAGAAAAGCCCAGCAGGCCCAACAUGAAACAUGAGUCUGGUGAUCUCAGCAUGUGUGCAAGUACAACUGCAUGCCUUGCAUGUGAUACUAGCCAGCUAAUUAACAGCUUGGGCUACAGAAAUAAUCUUGAGCCUCAGCAACGUGUAGCAGAUCAACCCCUCAGUUCUGGUGUCCUGCAUGACUUCACCAUGUGCAACUGACUUGCUUGAAGAUCAAAUCUGGACCGUACCCUGAUAGCCACGUGGCCCUCAUCUGAAUGCUAAUCUAGAAUAAUCUGUCAGCUAAUUAGUUUCAGUCAAUUAGUAUAAAUAGCUACUCCCUCUCUCAUUUUUUUUGUACGCU